Erythranthe guttata (spotted monkey flower) is the source of this 1452-nucleotide messenger RNA. RefSeq names its product scarecrow-like protein 15. Lineage: Eukaryota; Viridiplantae; Streptophyta; Magnoliopsida; Lamiales; Phrymaceae. The record is from RefSeq and is a predicted model, not a curated record.
AUGAAGGUUCCCUUUUCUGUAAACACUCAAAACAACCCAAAACCACCGCCCGCCACCGCCGCCGCCGCCUACGAGCCCAAAUCAGUUCUUGAGCUAUGUGGCAGUCCAAUUUCUAAUCAAAAGCCUUUGAUAUUGGUGGACCCACAAUUGGUGGAUUGGGAUUCUUUCAGCGAGUUGGGUUUGCAUGAUCAUCAUGAUCCUAACUCAGUUUCCAAACCCACUAUUCAUCAACUCAAUUCGCAUCCGCUGACUCAGAUUAUUCCAACCGAUCAGUACUCAAAUCAGCUUCUACAAACUGAUUUCGGCUCUCUGUCGGAUAUACCAUUGAUCCAUGAUAACUCCUAUAGUAUCAAUUCAUUCGACAGCUUCACCAGUUUUGACGGCUACGUAAACGAGUUGAUCCAACUCGCUGAGUCCAUCGACACCAACUCACUUCAACUCGGGAACGUGCUACUUUCGCGGCUCAAUCAGACACUCAGUUCUCCAGCCGGAAAACCUCUCCAGAGAAUUGCCUUCUAUUUCAAGGAAGCCCUUCAGUGCCUACUCACCGAGUCAACUCGGCCGAGUCGUCACCCAACCACUUCUUCCGAGAUUAUUCAAACCAUCAAAGCCCAGAAAAUCUUCUCCACCAUCUCUCCGAUUCCAAUGUUCGCCAGCUUCACGGCUAACCAAGCUGUGCUUGAUGUCAUGGACAACUCGACAAGUGUCCACGUCAUCGAUUUCGACAUCGGGCUCGGCGGCCAUUGGGCUUCGUUCAUGAAAGACCUAGCCAGUAGAGCCACGCCGCCGCCAGCGCUCCGAAUAUCGGCUGUUGUUUGUGAACAGUACGGGGUGGAGUCGAGGCUGAUUAGGGAGAGUUUAGUUCAGUUUUCACGUGAGCUUAAUAUCGAUCGGUUUGUAAUCGACUUUAUCUCGGUACGAACAUUCGAGUAUCUAUCUUUCAGAUCGAUUAAAUUCACCGACGGUGAAAAGGUGGCCGUUCUUUUAUCUCCGGAGAUAUUCCAUCGUGUGGGGACGGAGUUCCUGAAUGACCUCCCACAAGUGUCCCCAUACGUGGUGGUGCACGUAGGUAUCCAAGGGGGGCUUGAUUCCGGAUCGUCGUCGUCGUGUCGGCAGGCUGUGAUCGACGGGAUUGAGUUGUACUCCGCUCUGCUGGAAUCACUGGAAGCAGCUGAAUCUGACGGCGGCGGUGACUGGGUUCAGAUGAUUGAAGCGUUUGUGGUGUUUCCUAUGAUUGUGGAGGCGGCGGGCCGGCGGGGGAUUGGGUCGAGGGAGGCGCUGGCGGCGGCAGGAUUAAGAGAGGCGGGGCUGAGCCAACUGGCAGAGCUUCAAGCAGAGUGUCUAGUGAGGAGAGGGAGAGUGGAGGGAUUCCACGUCGUCAAACAACAAGCGGAGAUGCUGCUUUGCUGGCACGAUAGGCCAAUUGUUGCCACGUCAGCUUGGAAGUAUUAG